Messenger RNA from Quercus robur (English oak), 570 nucleotides. RefSeq lists its product as uncharacterized. The record is from RefSeq and is a predicted model, not a curated record. The transcript has a single exon. Lineage: Eukaryota; Viridiplantae; Streptophyta; Magnoliopsida; Fagales; Fagaceae. The coding region runs from base 1 to 570 and encodes 189 amino acids.
AUGCAGAUCAAGGACGAGGAAGCCCUGACCUACCUUGGAAAGCUGAAGGGAGAUCCUAACAAGCGAUCAAGGGACAAAUAUUGCCAUUUCCACUGCGACCACGGUCAUGACACGGCCGAUUGUUAUGACUUAAAGCAGCAGAUCAAAGCCCUUAUCAAGCAAGGGAGAUUGCAAAAGUUUGUCAGAAAGGAGAAAGCGGAUCCACCUCCUCAAGAACAGUCCCGCCAACGGGAUAAUGAGCCCCCUAGACCCCCCAUAGGAGACAUUAGGAUGAUCAUAGGGGGAACAGCAACUACUGGGUUGUCAAAGAAGGCCCACAAGACUUACCUCAGGAUGGACCAGAGUGUCCAGCUGACGGGCUCCGUGCCAAAGAUAGCGCGAACAGAAGGCCCCGUCAUUGGAUUCUCGGAAGAAGAUACGCAAUGGCUUCACCACCCGUAUGACGAUGCGCUUGUUGUCAACAUUCAAGUAGGGGGCUACAACAUGCAUCGGGUGCUGGUCAACAAUGGCAGCUCGACGGAUAUCCUAUACUACCUAGCGUUCCAGCAAAUGGGGAUUGACAGAGAAUGA